Molecule: messenger RNA, 1905 nt
Organism: Cydia amplana
Lineage: Eukaryota; Metazoa; Arthropoda; Insecta; Lepidoptera; Tortricidae
Gene: Synd
Product: protein kinase C and casein kinase substrate in neurons protein 1
Exons: 12
Coding region: 401-1876 (491 amino acids)
Biological process (GO): plasma membrane tubulation; cytoskeleton organization; regulation of endocytosis
Cellular component (GO): endosome; plasma membrane; cytoplasm
Molecular function (GO): protein binding; phospholipid binding
Source: RefSeq, a predicted model, not a curated record
AACAUUUUUAGUGAUGGCCGAUGGUUCAGUUGGAAGGGAUGCUAAAACGACCGUUGCCGAAAUUUAGUGUAAAUUUAAUCACGUUUCCAACUCGUCGGUAUUUAAAAGUGAAUGAAAUUAAUCAGGAAAAACGUUUCCCGUGCAUUAGUGUUUUGCGUGUCAGUUAAAUUGCUUGUGUGGUACGGUGCUGAAUGUUUGUUGUGUCGUUAUAAUAAAUAGGAUCAGUGGAAGAUUCGUUAUAUUGGAUUACGGAUCGGUGUUUAUUUAAUUUUCAAGAAACAAAGAUAGUGUUGUGCUCGUGCCUGUGAAGUGUAUCGAUGAUACUCUAGGAGCUCCGGGACGGGGGCGCCACGCUGCUCGGAUUUAUCAUUUAGGGGCGGUGUGUGAGUGUCGCACCGCCAUGUCGCACCACAGCGACGAGCAGUCCAUGCUCACGGUCACCUCCGACUCCUUCUGGGAGCCCGGCAACUACAAGCGGACCACGAGGCGAGUCGACGACGGGCACAGACUAUGUGGGGAGCUACAGGCCCUCGUACAGGAGAGGGCGGAUAUAGAGAAGACUUAUGCCAAAAGUUUGAGAGGGUGGGCGAAGAAAUGGAACGACCUUAUAGAGAAAGGACCUGAAUACGGCACGAUGGAGGCGGCGUGGAAAGGUGGCAUGGUGGAGGCGGAGCGACUGUCCGACCUGCACCUCACCGUCCGCGACCGGCUCGUCAACGACGUCAUGGCGCAGAUCAAGAACUGGCAGAAAGAUACCUACCACAAGUCAAUGAUCCAGCUAAAAGAAAGGAAAGAAAUGGACGAAGCGUUCAAGAAAGCGCAGAAGCCGUGGGCCAAGUUUCUCCAGAAGGUGGAACGUACGAGGCUAGAGUACCACACGGCGUGCAAGCAGGAGCGGACCGCGCAGAACCAGGAACGGAACGCGGGAGGGGACAGCUCGCUGAGUCCUGACCAGCGUCAUUUACUGGUUAAGAAAAUGGCAGAGCGCGUGUCCAAAUGCCGCGAGGAAGUGUCCAAGUCCCGAGAGAAAUACCAAGCGGCUCUCGCCGAGAUUACCGCCUACAAUCCUCGCUACAUCGAGGACAUGAGCGGUGUCUUCGAGAGGUGUCAACAGAUGGAAGCCCAGCGGCUGACCUUCUUCAAGGACGUGCUGUUCAGCUUCCACAAGUGCCUCAACAUCAGUCAGGAGCCUACAUUACCCCAAAUCUACGAGGAGUUCCACCACACGAUAAACAACGCAGACCACCAAAAGGACCUCAAGUGGUGGGCCAACAACCACGGCGUUAAUAUGGCCAUGGCGUGGCCUCAGUUUGAGGAGUACACGGAGGAGUUCCGCGAGAUCGCUAAGGGCAAGAAGGAGUCUCUACCCACCGCGCCCAUCACGCUGCUCAACCAGCGACCCGUCAGCGAGGACGAGCUGCCGCCGAUCAUAAACAACAAGAUGGCGCCGAAGGCCAACCACGAGCCGCCGCCAGCCAACCACAACAACACUUCGAACGCCAACAACACGAACAACGUCAUCAAGAAGGAGACCAUUAGCGCACCUAUUGCUGUCACGAACGGCACAGCCUCCGCACCAAAGUCCAACAAGAGCUCCCCAGCUAAGGAGCCUCCCGGCAAACCGCAGGAGAACCCGUUUGAAGAAGACGAGUGGGACGAGGAGUCUGGCGGAGCGCUGACUGAUACCGGGGAACCUGGACAGCCCGUGCGAGCGCUCUACGACUACACCGGGGCCGAGAGCGACGAACUCAGCUUCAGACAAGGCGACCUAUUCGAGAAACUAGAAGACGAGGACGAGCAGGGCUGGUGCAAGGGGCGCAAGGACGGGCGCGUGGGGCUCUACCCGGCCAACUACGUCGAGCCCGUCGGCCACUAGCCCGCCGGCCACUAGCCCGUCGGACACUA